AUGCUCGGCGCUUCCAUUGGUGCAUCGGUUGGUCCCUGUAUCACCUGGGAUUCAAUCGUCCUGGGCGUACUCAAGUCGGUCUACAUCACAUUCGUGAUCCUUCAAAGCUGUUCACCUUUCUUCGCAUUACUCGUUCAGCUGCACCAGAAACUCCGACGAACUGACAGAACAGCUAUUGCGAGUUUUGGCCAUGUCCACUUCAGGGACUCGAUCCGAGUCAUGGGUCGGCUGCUCUGUGAAUGGAGGACUCUUCUCCUACUCCCGGUCAUGUUCUCGCCCGAGCUCUUUUUCCCUUUCCAGGCCAACAUCAAUGCAUAUACCUUCAAUCUCAGGACACGCAACCUCAACAUCCUCUUGAAUACUCUCUUCCAAUUUCCUGUCACGGCAAUGCACACCAUUACCGUUAAUUGUGCGUGGAUCACGGGAGCCUAUAUCGCGCAAGCCAUCUGGCUCAACUCCUGGAACUUCAACUGGAAAAUCCCAGGACCGGAAAUUGAUUGCACCGAUAAGGCGGACCGAGGUGCUAUGAUGGUCUACCUCUCCUAUGCGGCGCAGUAUGGCAUGUUUCAAAGUCUUGUGCUGUAUGUUCUCGGCAGUUUCACCUAUGAUCCCGUCAAGGCCGCGGCCUGUGGUGUUUUGUAUACUGGAGAAACCAACUACGGCAAGGAAGAGGAUGUUAUCAUGCCCGUCCGUAUUCUACGGAGAUGGGCAUUGGGGACGACGUUGUCGUGCAGGAACAAUGGUGUCAUCCGAAUCGCUUACAUUGGCACCGAUACUGCCAACCUGAAUAACCUUGUGCGGCCUCAUGAAACGCGAAUCCAUGACACCCAUCGGCCUCAGUACUUGCACUAUCCCAUCCCAUCAUUUCACCCUCCGCUACCUUGGAAACCUACAUCGGACCUGCUCAGUGGACAUUAUGUGACACCAGGUGCCAUCACUGACCUGACUAGCUUCCCCGUUCGUGAAGUCUGCGACUCCUCGGUUGAAACUUACUUCACCGAGAUCCAUCCCAGUAUUCCCAUCAUCGAUGAAGCAGACUUCCUCCGAAGCUACGCUGAUCCCAAAACCCCACCACUCUUACUCCUCUUCCAUGCGGCUCUCCUCGCGGCAGCCCGAGUCAGUGACCGUCCCAUGUUGGUGUGGUCUCGGGCCACUGCUACAGCAACUCUGUAUCGCCGUGCCCGUGCGCUCUUCAACCUUAGAUACGAGAACGAUCGUCUGCUCCUGGUUCAGUCGUCCAUGCUCGUGGCAAGGCACACUGAGAACCCCGACACGGUUGGAUGCAAUAGCUACUGUUAG
This is a messenger RNA of Fonsecaea pedrosoi CBS 271.37, 1299 nucleotides long. RefSeq lists its product as uncharacterized. The coding region runs from base 1 to 1299 and encodes 432 amino acids. Gene Ontology annotation, molecular function: zinc ion binding; DNA binding. The record is from RefSeq and is a predicted model, not a curated record. The transcript is spliced from 4 exons. NCBI's taxonomy places the organism in Eukaryota, Fungi, Ascomycota, Eurotiomycetes, Chaetothyriales, Herpotrichiellaceae. Gene Ontology annotation, biological process: DNA-templated transcription.